Molecule: messenger RNA, 3567 nt
Organism: Penicillium pulvis
Lineage: Eukaryota; Fungi; Ascomycota; Eurotiomycetes; Eurotiales; Aspergillaceae
Product: NACHT and WD40 domain protein
Exons: 3
Coding region: 1-3567 (1188 amino acids)
Molecular function (GO): protein binding
Source: RefSeq, a predicted model, not a curated record
AUGAAUCCUAGGAUGAUGGGUCCAGAUGUGACAUUCCAGGGCCCGAAUUCAGGGCUACAGGUAGGCGUCAAUAGUGGCUCGAUGACUACAAAGCUUUAUCUUCAAACAAGUCUCGAAGACAGGCUGCCUAGCGCAUAUGGCGCUGUAUUUGGCUCAUUUGUGGACCAACAUGAGCAUGAAUGCCUUCCUGGCACGAGAAAGGAUAUCCUUUCAGAAAUCAGAAAAUGGGUUUUUUCUCCAAAGGGACCAUGUGUGUUUUGGUUGAAUGGCAUGGCUGGUACCGGGAAAUCGACAAUCUCUCGAACAAUGGCAAAAUCCUUGAGCCAAUCUCAGUCACUAGGGGCGAGUUUCUUCUUUAGGAGAGGUGAUGGUGAUCGAGGCAAUGCUAUGAAGUUAUUCCCAACAAUCGCGAGGCAACUAGUAACAAGUAUACCUCAAAUGAAACCAGGCCUCCAGAAGUUAGUACGUGACAACCCAGACAUCGCGGCAAAGGGAAUGAGGGAGCAAUUUGAGAAACUUGUCCUUCAACCUCUUCAAAAUUUCCACCGAUCCGACAUUCCGAUGCAGACUAUGAUUAUAUUAAUUGACGCAUUAGACGAAUGUGAAGGAGAUGAUAACAUUCGCCUUAUACUUCAACUUCUUCCACGCCUACAAAAGAUAACUAUCUCACGUCUACGAGUGCUCUUCACGAGCCGACCUGAGCUACAGAUCCGUUUAGGGAUCUCAGAAAUUGCAAAUCAUAACUAUGCAGAACGAACUCUUCAUAGAAUCCCCAGAGAAGUGAUUACGCAUGAUAUAUCACUAUUCCUCAAUUACCGACUUUCGAAAAUUCGGCAAAAACGAAGACAUCUGCCCAGCGAUUGGCCUGGAGAUAACAAAAUCCAGAGCCUAGUGACCUUAUCCGUGCCGUCCUUCAUUUUUGCUGCUACAAUAUGCCGCAUAUUCGAAGACCCAUACUGGGAUCCCGAUGAGAGUCUCGCUGAGAUCUUACGAAAUCAAUAUGAUAGCUCUAAGCUAAAUACAACCUAUCUUCCUAUACUUGAUCGGCUCAUCAAAGGACAAAGUGAGAAACAGAUAAAGAAAAUGGCUAAAGAAUUUCAGCAAGUGGUCGGCGCAAUCGUGACACUAGAGAGUCCACUUUCAAUCAAUUCACUCUCAAAGCUUCUGGAACUUCCCAAAGGGCGUAUUAGUCUUCGACUUGACCCACUACACUCAGUCCUCAAUGUGCCAGAUGACCAAAAUAUGGCCGUAAGGCUCUUUCAUUCGUCAUUUCGGGACUUUCUUCUCGAUCCAGAAAUUCGUCAGAGAUCUCCUUUUGGGAUCAGUAAGAUAGACACACACUAUAUGCUAGCGCUUAAGUGCCUUCGUGUGUGUCGGCGAUUACGACAAAACAUUUGUGAACUACCAAGUGAUGGUACUAGACGCAAAACAGUGAAUCGCGAAACCAUUGAUCGCUGUCUUUCUCCAGAUUUACAGUACGCGUGUCUAUUUUGGACCUAUCAUCUGGUACAGUGUAUAGACUUGACUAGCCUUGUACAAGAUGCGUUUUCAUUCCUUCGAAAGCAUUUUUUGCACUGGGUAGAAGUAAUGAGCCUACUUGGACUUACGUCGGAAAUUUUGGGAAAUAUUGGCCUUCUGGAAACAAUCAUACCAAUUGAUGAGCCUUCAGCCAUAUCUGAUUUUCUUCAUGAUGCUAAGCGCUUUCUUAUGAAAUUUCACCAAAUAAUCGAUGAGGCACCCCUCCAAAUUUAUUCUGCAGGACUGAUAUUCACACCCCGAACAUCUAUCAUCCGGAGUGAAUUCGGGGCGAAGUUCCCUGCUUGGAUUUCCCGACCCCCAGAAUUUGAUAUAGGAUGGAGCGCAGAAUUACAGGGCCUUGAAGGCCAUUCGGGCCCGAUUUGGUCGGUGUCAUUUUCUCCUGAUGGCCGCUUACUAGCUUCUGGUUCCUCGGAUGGAACAGUGCGGCUUUGGGAUACGAUGACAGGUGUGCUGCAACAGACCCUUGAGGGUCACAUAGGCCCGGUCCUAUCUCUUUCAUUCUCCCCCGAUGGUCAGCUGUUAGCAACCGGGUGUGAUUCUGAUAAAAUUGUCAGAAUCUGGAAUGUGGGGACUGGCGUGCUACAACAAAGGCUUGAGGGGUCUUCCAGCUAUGUUUGGUCAGUAGCCUUUUCGCCUAAUAGCCUGAGUCGGCUACUAGCAUCAGGUUCCCUCGAUGGCGAAGUACGGCUUUGGGAUACAAUGAAAGGCACUGUAGAAAGGACCUUCAGGGGUGCUUCAGGUCCAAUUUGGUCAGUGGCCUUUUCUCCUGACGGCCAUCUACUGGCAUGUGGCUGUGAUGAUCAGACUGUAUGGCUCUGGGAUAUAGCAACAGGCACCCCACAGCAGACUCUUGGGCAUCCAGGCUCAGUUCGGUCGGUAGCCUUCUCUCCUGAUGGUCAGCUAUUAGCUUCUGGCUCCAGUAACAAAGAAGUGCGGUUCUGGAACACUGAGACAGGCGCGCUACAAAAUAUUCUCAAGGGUCACUCUAAUGUCAUCGACUCAGUGGCCUUCUCCUGUGAUGGUCGGCUCCUAGCAUCUGGCUCCUUUGAUAAGAAAGUAGGAAUGUGGGACACAAUGACAGGAGCGCUAAAGCAGACUAUCUCAGGCCAUUCUAAUUGGAUUCAUUCAGUGGCCUUCUCACCCAAUGGUCGACUACUAGCAUCCGGCUGUGGCGAUCGGAUAGUCAGGCUUUUGGAUGUGGCAACAAUAACGCUGCAGGAAAGCCGUGAGGAACAUUGGAGUGAAAUCAGGUGUGUGGCCUUCUCUGCAGAAGGUCGGCUACUAGUGUCUGGUUCUCGUGAUGGGGAACUGCAGAUCUGGAACACUGCUACGGGUGCAAUAGAGCAGACCUUCAAGGGGCAUCCUGGUAUAAUUCUAUCAGUAGCAUUCUCCCCACGCGGCCGGCUACUAGCUACUGGCUGUACGGAUCGGAAACUGCGGCUCUUGAACUCGACGACUGGUGCACUGCUGCGUAUUAUCGACGCGAAUUCGGGUUGGAUUGAAUCGGUUUCUUUUUCGCCCAAUGGCUGGCUAAUAGCGAUUGGUUGUAACGAUGGUACGGUACGGCUCUGGAACAUUGUGACAAGCACGCUGCAGCAGACCCUCCAGGGCCCUCUAUCCUCAAUUCUAGCUGUUGACUUCUCGCCCGAUAACGAAUUUAUAGCGUCUGGCUCAAGUGAUCAAACACUGCGACUCUGGCACAGAGCGACAGGUGCAGUUCAGCAGAUCUGGGAGUUUGAAGAAACAGUCACCUUCGUGAAAUUUUCUCAAGAUGGCUCGUUUCUGAGCACAAAUCUUGGUACCCUAAGUAUUCAGUCUAUAUGCGUUUUUACCGCUAAUUCUGCUUCUGUUCCAUCUCAAGUGAAUCUGGAUAUUCUCAUCGAGCACGGAGAAUGGAUGACGUUGAAUGGCAAGAAAAUACUCUGGCUUCCCAUCGAAUUUAGGCCUACUUGUUUUUCAAUGAACGGGAAUUUAAUUGCACUGGGACACAAAUCAGGGCGGGUUUCCUUCAUGGAGUUUCAUCGAUAA